Molecule: messenger RNA, 1233 nt
Organism: Boeremia exigua
Lineage: Eukaryota; Fungi; Ascomycota; Dothideomycetes; Pleosporales; Didymellaceae
Exons: 1
Coding region: 96-1025 (309 amino acids)
Source: RefSeq, a predicted model, not a curated record
ACAAUGGCUUAGGGACUUGCAGAUGAGACAGCUAUAAAUAUGAGAAGGUAGCUUUGAACAUUCAAACAUCCAUUCAAAAAUACCGCACUUACACGAUGUUCCCAUCCUUUCUUAUCGUUGGUGCGACAGGCAAUACCGGGCGUAGUGUCGUCGAAACGCUCUCCAAAGGCCUUCAGAACAGUCAGAACUUCGCCGACUAUCGCAUCCUCGCUCAGACGCGAUCCGCCGACAGCUCCGCGUCGAAAGAGAUUGCCAAACUGCCCAACGUUGAGGUUGUCGAGAUUCAGUGGCCGGAAAUCACCUCUGAAUGGCUGCAGGAUCAUGGAGUUGCCCGAGCCUUCAUCGCCUCUCACAACCAGCCUAACCAGUUCGCUGAGGAAUCGACUUUUCACAAUGCAGCCCUUCAAGCUGGAGUGAAGUACGUUGUGCGCAUCUCCACAACAGCAGCAAACGUGCGCCCGGACUGCAAAGCGUACUACCCACGUACGCACUGGGCCAUCGAAACUAUGCUUGAGUCGCCAGCCUUUGACAACUUACAUUGGACGUCACUUCAACCAAAUGUCUUCCUAUCAUUUUAUGUGGGUCCUGCUGCGGAUAUGAUCAGAAGAGUUCGGAGUGGAGAGAAUCCAGGCACGCUUCGAUUGAUGGCAAGUGCAGACGCACCGGUUGCAGCUAUCGACGCCAAUGACGUUGGCAUCGUCGCGGCCAAGCUCUUACUUGAGGCAGAUACUUCAGUGCACAACAAAGCGAAGUAUGUGUUGAAUGGUCCGGAGGAUAUCACAGGCAAACAAAUUGUGGCGAUGGUGGAGGAGCGGAUUGCAAUGAAGGUUGACGUCAAGUUUAAGGACAUGUCGUUCUUGGACGAAAUGGUCGCGGCUUCAUCAGAGUCGAAAAACGUCAUUCAAUCAAUCAGUCACGCCCCCGAGACCGCGUGGGACGGUUUAUGCAAGGCUGAGACGACGAGUAGGGAGAUUCUUGAGCUUGCAGCGCCGAAGGGAAAAGCUGCCGAUUUCUUAACAGUGUAAGGAGCUCAGUUUUGCUUGGAGUACUUUGCAAAUCCGAACUACUUGGCUUACCUAGGUAGUAAUCUGUACACACGUGACAUGGGCACCCCCUAUGGACCGAAGCCAUGUACUGUAUUACAAUAUUGGGCAAACGUAGAAGUAGCCAUAUUCAAUUAUAGAGGCUUUAAGACUCGCUUUUCAAAUGUCAAUGGCCACGCUGGAUUCGCCG